CCGACUUCCGGCAGCGUGGCGUAUUUUCGCGGUAACUUUCCUGUCAGCGGGUCGGUAGCAGCUAACAGACCGAACCGAGCCGGAUCAUGGAAUAAACAUGGCCCACAACAGACGCUGUUUCUUCGAAGCUCUGGACCGCUCAGAGACCAGGCGGGAUGGAGGGUUCAAGCACAACUGGAGCUUUUCUCUCUCUGGUGACAGUGAAGAGGAGCGGAGACAUGAUGAGAGCGUGGUGAGCGUGGAGGAGAUGGACAGGCAGCAGCCGACCUCCCCCGACGAGAAAAAGUCUCCCUCUCUGAGACACUUCACUCCCUCGGAUCCGCUGAGAACGUACGAGAACCGGUCCAACAAUCACACGAGGCCUCUGAGCAAGCUGGCACCCAAAAGGCUCAGCGAGGUCCCUCUCUCAGUAGCAACGUCCUCCCCGAUCCCCAACAGAACCAACUACUUCAUCAUCAGUCCCGCACCGUCGCAGGGAAUCGUUCUACAGGGGCGACACUUCCAGCACGCACAGAUGCCCUCCGCAAUAAGGAAACCAGUCCAAAGCCUCGAUCUGAAGGAAAGAAACGACUUCUCCACCACGCAGCAAGCUGUGGAAGUGGACAGCAUCGUCCUCACCUGUCCAGAGAUCCCAGAGGAGGAGAACCUGAACAUUAAGCGCCGCGUCCAGCAGAAGAGGAAACCGUUAGAGGACUGCUGUAGUUUUCCUUUGCAGGUCAAAGCAACAGAGCCUCUCCGGCCGACGCUCUACCAGACGGUGUGCGUGAAGUGCAACAAGCCGAGCGACGACGGCGUUGGCAGCAAAUGUCAGAACUGCGGGAACGGUGCGGCGUUGCUUCCCUGUCAGCAGGCCACGCUGUCGUCCCCGACACCCCGACCCCCCAUCCGAUCCCAGCCCUCCCCCGGACCAAACAGCCUGCAGCAGAACUUCUACAAGCCAGUCACGACCAUGAGAGCGCCUCGCGGGGAGACGCUGCCCAUACGCAUCGUGAGCACCAGAGGAACCGGGCUGCCUCUGAACAAUGGCCGGUCCCCUCUGUUAGCGGGGACGUCGGGCUGCUGCGGAGCCAGAAACCCACCGAAAGGGAAGAGGGCGGCGGCGGCACGGCAGCACGAACUCAACGACCCCAUCAUCCUGUCCAGUGACGAUGAGGAGGACGCCGACAACGCCAGCACGGGAAGCGUCAACCGACUGGACAGCGUUUCCCCUCGACCCGCGGACUCCGCUCACUCCUCGCCGGCGCCCUCUGGAGGCAGAGUGGAGGCUGCAGUGAAGAGCGCCGGAGAGCAGGAGGAGCUGAACAUGGAGUUCUUCGAAGACGUCAACAUGAAGAUCACGAUACCGCGGAGAGCCCGGAUGAAAGACCAGUUUGGGAAUCAGCCUCCUCCUGAGCAGUUCUCACCGAGGGCGAAGAAACCCAAAGUCGUGUCCAAGUGUGACAGCAUUAUACUGGAGUGUCGGAGUGUAAGAGUGGGAACUCUACGCCGGAUGGUGACGAAGCCCGUCGUCUUUUCCAUCGACAGCAUCCAGCUGGAAACUGAAGGUCCGGAGCGAAACACAAUGGAGAAGGUUUGUUUUCAGGCGUCGGAGCUGAUCAGCUGUGAGUGGUGCAGCGUUCGGAAACUUCCGGUCUUGUUCUUCCAGACGACCCCGGAGGAGUGCGUCCGCCUGCGCACGCAGCUCAACAUGUCGACGGAGACGGGAGGACAGUGGUACGACUGCGCCGGGGACCAAUCGGAUGAGAAGUACAUCGUUUUGAUCUUCGAGAACGGCCUGGCGAUGAAGGAGCAGAUGAUCCUGGAGGACAUUCUGGGCGAGAUCGGCCGGAACAACAACCUCAGCAACUUCCCCGCCAAGCUGCCCUUCGAGGAGGCCAACAUCCGACUGGUCAACUACAACAAGGCCUCCAAACAGAAGGAGGAGAAGGAGAAGCCAAUACAAACCCCUCCCAAAAUCUCCCACGUCUCCCCGGUUUCCAAGGUCCCGCAGGUCGGCCCGGUGAGCCCGGUCUCUGUGCCCGUCCGCACACGGAUGGCCACCCGCCAGCAGACCAGCACCUACUUUGAAGAAGACGAGGAGGACAUGACCGACCUCCAGCCCACCUUCUCUGGACCAAUCAUCAAAUUAAUGGUUUACCCUCCUCCUCCCGCCAAAGGUGGCAUCUCAGUCACUAAUGAGGACCUCCACUGCCUUAAUGAUGGAGAAUUCCUUAACGACGUUAUCAUAGACUUUUAUUUAAAAUAUUUAGUUUUAGAGAAAUUGAAAAAAGAAGACGCACAAAGAAUCCACGUGUUCAGUUCCUUCUUCUACAAGAGGCUGAACCAGCGAGAGCGGAGGAACGUCCCCGACACCACCAACCUGCCAAUCCAGAAACGGAAGCACAACAGGGUGAAGACGUGGACCCGGCACGUGGAUCUCUUCCAGAAGGACUUCAUCUUUGUUCCCAUCAACGAGUCAGCUCACUGGUAUCUGGCUGUGAUCUGCUUCCCGGGGCUCAAGGGUCCAAUGUACGAGCAGAACCCGCUGGGCCCGUUCCCAGCCUCCACCUCCGCUGAAGAACCCCCGUCAGAGGAGAACAUCCCCGACCACUGUCGCCCUCUGUCCCCGGACAGAGACGGGCUGGACAGCUCCUCGGACGAUCCGUCCUCCGGCGCCCCCGAGGCGUCCGCAGAAGGUCAGACUGACGGCGAGCCCGCCAAGGAGACCGCGGCGCUUACGGCGGGGAGAACGGAGGCUUCCAGCGGCCCGGCAGCGGUGGGCAACGGCCAGACUGACGGACAACAGUAUACAAGUGAGUUGCACAGAAUCAGUGUUUGUUACGGUUCCAAAAGAGACGAGGACACCUCCGGGUUCUCCGACGACCAGAGCUCCACCCAGGUACUGUCUUUACCGCUCAGUGUUACGCAACCGCCCCGUCUGUCUGUUGACGGGCUGAAUGAGGCUCAAUGUCCCGACUGUCUCCAGGACGAGUGCAGCGAGGACGGGACCGAAGACGCUCCCGGCUCCGAUCCGUCCGCUCUGGCCUCCAAACAGAACCUCUGCAGACAACCCUGCAUCCUCAUCAUGGACUCCCUGAGAGGUCCGGCCCGGUCCACGGUGGUGAAGACUCUCAGAGAGUACCUGGAGGUGGAGUGGGAGGUGCGUAAAGCGACUCAGCGGAGCUUUGGGAAGGAUGUGAUGAAGGGUUCGAGCCCUCGUGUUCCUCAGCAGGACAACUACAGCGACUGCGGCGUUUACAUCCUUCAGUACGUGGAGAGCUUCUUCGAGAAUCCGAUUCCCAGCUUCCACCUGCCCGUCAACCUGUCCGACUGGUUUCCGCAGCAACGGAUGAAGACGAAGCGCGAGGAGAUCAAGGAGCUGAUCCUGAAGAUCCAGGAGCAGCAAGAACCGGACAGGAAGGAGCCCGACCGGGUCGAGGCUCCGCCCUCUUCUCCCGAGGAGCCCGAGAUCGAAGAGACUUCUGGGUCGACGGGCCGGCCGCCACACUUACCCAUCAGCCCCUGAAACGACCCCACCCUUCCUCCUCCUCUCCCCGUCACUCCCGGGCCCAGCGGGGGGGCCGGACCUGAUUGUACGCUGCUGGUUUCACUUCAACAUGUCCGAGAACCGAGCCUGGACUCCCUCCACCUUUAACUUUGUAUGGAAUAAACAUGAAGUGUACAGACGCUGGAGUUUCCCGCUGCCUUUGUAACUGACAGGAAGUGGAUCAUUAAGUUAUGGUUCGUAGACGUUCUCCACCAGGAGACUGUCGCGCUCUUGCAUCAUUAUUUUUUAUGCUUUCUAGUUGUGUAGAAGACAAACUAUUAAAGAAGAAGAACCAUAGAGGAAGUUGCUGUUGUUUGUAAGUUAAUAAUAAUAAUAAUAAUAAAGCUUCCAGCUCACAUAGAGUCACAGUUCAGUGCUUGUUGAUGUGGAUCUGCAGCAUUAAAGCCACAGUGGAUGCAAGAGCA
Dicentrarchus labrax (European seabass) is the source of this 3951-nucleotide messenger RNA. It is a transcript of the gene senp6a, whose product is annotated as SUMO specific peptidase 6a. Gene Ontology annotation, molecular function: SUMO-specific endopeptidase activity. Gene Ontology annotation, biological process: regulation of kinetochore assembly; regulation of spindle assembly; protein desumoylation. The transcript has 23 exons. Gene Ontology annotation, cellular component: nucleus; cytoplasm. The record is from RefSeq and is a predicted model, not a curated record. Lineage: Eukaryota; Metazoa; Chordata; Actinopteri; Moronidae. The coding region runs from base 98 to 3505 and encodes 1135 amino acids.